Molecule: messenger RNA, 576 nt
Organism: Naumovozyma castellii
Lineage: Eukaryota; Fungi; Ascomycota; Saccharomycetes; Saccharomycetales; Saccharomycetaceae
Product: 60S ribosomal protein uL6
Exons: 1
Coding region: 1-576 (191 amino acids)
Source: RefSeq, a predicted model, not a curated record
AUGAAGUACAUUCAAACUGAACAAUCCAUUGAAGUCCCAGAAGGUGUUACCGUUAACAUCAAAUCUAGAAUUGUCAAGGUUACUGGUCCAAGAGGUGUCUUGAACAAGAACUUGAAGCAUAUUGAUGUUACCUUCACUAAGAUCAGCAAGUCCUUGAUCAAGGUUACUGUUCACAAUGGUGACAGAAAGCACGUCGCUGCUUUGAGAACUGUUAAGGCUUUGGUUGACAACAUGAUUACUGGUGUCACUAAGGGUUACAAGUACAAGAUGAGAUAUGUCUAUGCGCAUUUCCCAAUCAACGUUAACGUUGUAGAAAAGGAUGGUGCUAAGUUCAUUGAAAUCAGAAAUUUCUUGGGUGACAAGAAGGUCAGAUUAGUUCCAGUUAGAGAAGGUGUCGAUAUUGAAUUCUCCACUAACGUCAAGGAUGAAAUUGUCUUAUCUGGUAACUCUGUUGAAGAAGUUUCUCAAAACGCUGCUGACAUUCAACAAAUCUGCAGGGUCAGAAACAAGGAUAUCCGUAAAUUUUUGGACGGUAUUUACGUUUCCCACAAGGGUUGUAUCGUUGAAGAUAUGUAA